AUGACGGGGCCCUGGAUUUCGCUGGUGGGGUCAAGGCCUCACCUUCCCCCCUUCCCCAGGAUCGAGCUGCCCGAGGAGGAGAUCCCCCACGGGAGCCAGGAGGAUGGCUUCACGGCGGAGCACCUGGCCGCGGAGGCCAUGGCGGCCGACAUGGACCCCUGGCUGGUCUUCGACGCCCGCAGCACCCCUCCCUGUGAGCUGGACUCCUGGCUGGCCGCCUACCCCCCUUCCCGAGUCUCCCGCUACGGGGGCCCCAGCGCCCCGAACCCCAAGCCCGUGGGCUGGAUCGGCUGGGCCCACCCGACCUCCCCUGGAGCCGGGGACGUCCAGGGGACCGGGAGGGGGCCCGGCCCGCAGGCGGCCCAAGCCCGCAUCCCAAGGGAGCUGGCGCUGACCCACCAGGUCCUGACCGGGAAGUGGCUGAUGCACCUGAGCCCGGGCUUCAAGCUGGACCACGCGUGGGCCGGCAUCGCCAGGGCCGUGGUGGAGGGCAAGCUGCAGGUGGCCAAGGUGAGCCCCCGAGCCCGGAGGGAGGAAGGGGCCAUCGGCCCCAGGGAAGAUUUCACGGACCAGGAGGGAGUGCUGAAGGCCGACGCAUCCCCGGGCCCUAAAUGCCCGGGCUGACCCAAGCCAGAUGUCUAACCUGGGAAAUCCCGGGCCAACCCGGCACCUUGUCCCACCCUCCCGAAAGAAAGCCACCACCCCGGAAACCCCCAUUGCUCCCGAGUCCUGGACCGGCUCAACAACACAGCCCUGACUUAGCUGGGGUGGGAGCCCAGACACCCGGGGGUGGGGAGGGCGCAGACAAUCAUUCUGGCCGGCCUUCCAGGGGAUGGACUUCGGGACUGGGACCUGGCCCUCUGCUCAGCCCCCACCCCAGGGCUGCCCGCCUUCCGGCCUUUGGGGACCAGCCUCCUCGGGCCUCAGGAAAGGGCGAGGGCACAGUUGCCACCCUGCAAGGGAGAGGAGGUGGGGCCGUGGCGCCAUUCCCAUCUCCCUUCCCCCCUUGUGACCUAGUUAAUGGAGGGAGAAAGGGACCCUCUUCCUGGAGCUCAGGUUGCUGGCCCAGAGCCUCGGCUGGGUUCCCUCCCCUGCUUAGAGCUGCUCCUCCCCCAUCCCUGGCUGGCACCCAAGAGUCGGUGGAGUGUUGCAUCCUGGGAAUUGUAGCCCUGACUGUGGACUGGGCCACCGGCAAGCCCCCGGAGAGGGUGCCGGCUGCUCCCUGCUCUGACUGCAAUUCCCUGGGCCCCUGUCCCGCUCCCACUCCUCCCAUUGCUUCAACAAAGCACCCCCUCCCCUCCUGGUCCUCUGGUUUACAGAUUUAGGUGUCAGUUGCUCAGGUCAGAUGUGACGAGCAAUGGUGUCAGGUCUUCUGGGACUGAGGAAGUGAAGGGCUAGCCUCGGCCCGAGACUGGGGAGCCUCAGGCUUUACCACACGCUUCUGCUUCAUUUGACUCCCUGGCUCCCAUCACCUCCAGGAGCAGAUUUG
Molecule: messenger RNA, 1489 nt
Organism: Sarcophilus harrisii (Tasmanian devil)
Lineage: Eukaryota; Metazoa; Chordata; Mammalia; Dasyuromorphia; Dasyuridae
Gene: C6H11orf68
Product: chromosome 6 C11orf68 homolog
Source: RefSeq, a predicted model, not a curated record